Molecule: messenger RNA, 6111 nt
Organism: Perca fluviatilis (European perch)
Lineage: Eukaryota; Metazoa; Chordata; Actinopteri; Perciformes; Percidae
Gene: dna2
Product: DNA replication helicase/nuclease 2
Exons: 24
Coding region: 410-4468 (1352 amino acids)
Biological process (GO): replication fork reversal
Cellular component (GO): cytoplasm
Molecular function (GO): 5'-flap endonuclease activity; single-stranded DNA helicase activity
Source: RefSeq, a predicted model, not a curated record
AUGUCAUUUCCGUUGCGCGAAGCUGAAACUUUGGCGCCCCAGACUUUUAAACAUCUUGAAAACACUGGAGAGACAUCGUAAACACCAAGAAGACAAACAUUGGGCCAGUCCGGUAGUUUUCACGGCAAAGUAACGUUAGUAACGUUAGUUGACGAUGUUAGGGUAACGUUAGUUAAUAACCUCCUGGUUGUGACGAUGCAAAGUCGUUCAAAGCAAAAUAAGCUCUGUUCGGAUGGCUGAUGUCGGUGAGGUUAGCCCUCCGUUGACAACGCCGUUGGUCUGUUAGCUAAAAAGAUAUCCAGCUCAUUCAUAUAUCUAUGCAGAUCAUUUACCUAUGGUAGACAAGCUGGCUGUCGGGAAGAAACGCACAUAAAUACAUACACCUGCCUGUGGUUUCAUCAGAGUCGCCAUGAUCCGAAGCAAACUGAAAAAGACCAAGGCACCAGGGGGCCAAAAGAACAUCUCAUCCUUCUUUUCCUCUCAAAAUCACCACAAGGACUUGUCAUCUUCCACAAAAUUGCCUGUCAUUGGCACUGCACUAGCCAGGACUGAACCUCAGGUCAUAGAUGGUGAAACCUCGACAUUCAGACCCUAUUCCCCCAUAAAGAGGAGUAUCCUUGGGGACCUUGAAAACCUCCUGCCCUCCUCACCAGAUCUUCUCCUCUCUGUGCCUGAGACCCCCAACAGUCAGAUCAGGCUUGCUUCAUCUUCUUCCUCCAGAAAUCCAGGUCGACGGAGCCCCCAGCCCAGCAGAGAGGUGGUGAGCCUGGAGAAGCUCGGCCAAUUGUCUCCCAUCUGUCGUAGUCCCCGCUCCAAAGGGCAUAGUGCACGGAGGCUUAUGACUGAGGAGGGAGGGAAAACCAAGAGGGAAGAAGGAUGUUCUGGCUCAGUAAAAAGACUCAUCAGCCCUCCUCAAGAGUCUCACAAGGCCAAGAGACCAAGAAAUGCCAAUCCACCGGCACAAAGAACUGUGCUCAGCCCUACAGGUAGCAACCUGAAAGUAACAAGGCCUUUGAUUAGCCUUUUAAAGACACCUUAUUUCUCCAGUGACCAGUCUGAGAGGUCAGAGGGUCACACCAGAGGUACUGAAGUGGUCUUUAAUGAAAACAAAAACUCUUUUGUGGAACAGAGAAGACGAAGAGAUGAAGAGGAGGAAGAUUCUGGUUUUACUGUGAUAACAGAGCAGAAAGCAACAGGGGUCAAAGCCAAUGGAAACCCACACACUUGUCUGGAUAAGGAUACCCACACUCUUACUGCUCACAUGCACAAACCUAGUGUUCAAGCUAUCACACCUACAACACAAAGAAGUGCGAAGGAGGGAGAGAUUGACCUUAUCAAGUUAGGCGCUACAAGAACAGCAAUGACAUCAUCGAAUGGAGAUGGAGACAAUGUGACAUCAUCGGAUCAGGGGCGAGCUGGAGACAAGAAGCCAUUGGUUUUAGAUGUGGAGGAGAGGCCUGGCCACAAAACACUCACCAUCUCUUGCUCCAAAUCUCUACAUCCAACUGAGACGUGUCUGCUGAAAGAUGGAUGGGAGAUGACGCCUGUUUGUCAUGGUGAUGUGGUGCAUCUAGAGGGCUGCUCUGAUGCUGGAUCAUGGGUAGUGGACAGGGAGCAGGGCUUCCUGGUUUUACUACCUGAUAGCCUUAUCUCAGGAACCAGUAUCUCUAGCUCCAUUCGCUGCAUGAGGCGUGCAGUACUCGGAGACAUGUUCAAGAGUUUUGACGGUGGCUCCAAGCAAAUGCUAAACGGCACCAUGGUCCAUGAGGUAUUCCAGAGAGCAGCUACAGCCAAAGAUUUUUCUCUGGAAACGCUGUCUAAGCUGGCUAACCAAGCCCUGUGCAGUCCUCAGUACCUGGGAGACAUGUACAGUUUGGGUGUAAGCCAGGAAGAGAUGAAGCAGGAACUGCAUGACUAUCUGCCCUCACUGGAACAUUGGGCAAAGGAAUACCUCAGCUCCCCAACACCAAAAGCCAUCAGCCUCAAAAUCAACAGCAGGGCUCGGAGCAGAUGUCAGGACUCGGCAACUGUUGUCACGGUAGCAGAGCUGGCAGAUAUAGAAGAGAAUGUGUGGUCACCGAGAUUUGGUCUGAAGGGGAAAAUCGAUGUGACGGCACGGGUUCGAAUUCAAAGACCACGAAGCGGUAGUCACAGUACCCCGGAAGAGAGGACUAUCCCCCUGGAGCUGAAAACUGGGAAGGAGUCAAACUCGAUAGAGCAUCGCAGUCAGGUGAUUCUUUACACUCUGAUGAGCUUGGAGAGAUACAAUUCUGAAGCUGGCUUCCUGCUUUACCUCAAGACUGGCAACCUGCACCCUGUAGUGGCCGGCCACAUGGACCGCAGAGAGCUGCUGAAGCUGAGGAACACCUUGGUUCAUCACAUUCACAACUGUGUGGAGAAAGAGGCGAAGCGGAGCCGUUUGUCUAGACUUCCUGAAAUCUUGACAGACAGACAAACCUGCCAGUAUUGUCCUCAGAAGAGAAACUGUGCUUUAUAUGAGAGGGUGGUCGAUGGUAGCUCUGCAGACGUCCGCGAGGAUGUUGUGCGUGACUUCCUAGAGCAGGAGACAGGUCACCUGAUCCCACCACAUCUAAGCUAUUUUUCCCAUUGGCUGCUGCUCUGUUUCCUAGAGGCUGCCACCAUGGAGGCCAAGAAUGGCCGAAAGCGUGUGUGGCUUCAGACGGCUGAAGAGAGUGAGAAGAAUGGGAGCUGUGUGGGGAAUGUGCAGCUCAGUGGCCCAGUGACCGUGCAGUCUGAAGGGGUUUUUCUCCAUCGUUUCCAGCGAAGCAGUGUGGUGCCACAGAAGGGUUUGGCCAGCAGUGGUUUGGCCAGCGGGGAUCGCAUUGUUGUUAGUGACCAGGAAGGUCGCCUGGUUGGUUUGGCAACAGGGUACCUGUCUGAGGUCAGCAUGACAUCGAUCAGCUGCACUCUGGACAGAGACCUGUCUAAGUUCAGUGGUGUAUUGUUUCGAUUGGAUGGUGAUGAAGGUGUGGUGGGCCUCAGCACUCACCUCACCAAUCUCUCCAGGCUGAUGGAAAACUGUCAGGGCAGUGAUCGUCUGAGGGAGCUGGUUGUUGACCUUCGUCCUCCAGAGUUUAUUUCCAACCUCAGUUCUGUUCUGCCAAGAGAGGCCAAGGACACUGUGGCCAACAUCCUCAAAGGUCUCAACAAACCACAGAAGCAGGCCAUGAAGAAGGUGUUGUUAUCUAAAGACUACACACUGAUUGUUGGGAUGCCAGGCACAGGCAAAACCACAACCAUCUGCACCCUGGUUCGCAUCCUUCACGCAUGUGGGUUCAGUGUGUUGCUGACCAGCUACACACACUCUGCUGUUGACAACAUCCUGCUGAAGCUAAAGCGCUUCAGGGUUGGGUUUCUGCGUCUUGGGCAGGGGCAGAAGGUUCAUCCAGACAUCCUGCCUUACACAGAGGAAAGUGCAAGGAAGAAGGGAGUUCAUAGUCUGUCAGAGUUGGAGCAGCUUUAUAACAAAGAGCUGGUAGUGGCAACCACCUGUAUGGGCAUCAAGCAUCCCAUUUUCACACGUCGCCGGUUCGAUUUCUGCAUCGUAGAUGAAGCUUCACAGAUCAGCCAGCCCAUCUGUCUGGGACCCCUGUUCUAUGCCAAGAGGUUUGUCCUGGUUGGAGAUCACCAACAGCUGCCACCAAUAGUACAAAAUCAGGAGGCGAGGUCACUUGGGAUGGAUGAAAGUCUCUUUAAGCGACUAGAGCUCCAUAGUGAAGCAGUGGUCCAACUCAAUGUACAGUACCGGAUGAAUAGGCAGAUAAUGUCUCUCAGUAACUCCCUGAUGUAUGAGGGCCGCCUGGAGUGUGGAUCAGAGAGGACAGCCACAGCCCUGCUCACCCUGCCCUUCCUGCUCUCUGUCCAGUCAGAGCUUAGUUCCUACUCUAAGACUCACCCACAGCACGACCUGGCUUGGCUACAGCCCACAUUGUUGCCCAGCAACCCUGUUUGCUUCAUAGAUUGCUCCAUGGUGCCAGCACUAGAGUCUGUGGAGCAGGGGGGCGUAAGCAAUCGCACCGAGGCUGCUCUCAUACACAAGAUCCUUUCACUGCUGAUAAAGGCAGGGUGUAAGCCCAGUGAUAUAGGUGUUAUCGCCCCCUACAGACAGCAGUUAAAGAGUAUCUCUGCUCUGCUGCAGUCCUCUGCUUUCACCGGUGUGGAGGUGAAUACAGUGGACAGAUACCAAGGACGGGACAAAAGUCUGAUCAUUUUUUCUUUUGUGAGGAGCACUACAGACGAAGGAAACUUGGGAGAGCUGUUGAAGGACUGGCGUCGUCUGAACGUAGCCAUUACCAGGGCUAAACACAAGCUGCUGAUGGUGGGCUCUAUCACAACGCUACGACGCUACGCUCCUGUGGAGAAACUACUCAACCAUCUCCAGCAAGAGAACAUGAUUAUCCAGCUCCCACCAGCUGCCCACGAGGCCUUACCAAGCAUGUCCUUUUGAUAGAAGUCUUUGACGCCGUGGUGGUGUUUCCAGUCUCUUAGUGGAGCAGCCAGUGGCUGUGGAUCACCUCAAUAGGGCACAGUCUGCAAACCCACUGAAUGAUCUGGAGGCUGUGAUUAGUUGACAACAAUUUAAAACCUAGCCAUUGCUGUCCUGUCCAUCUUUGGAAAAGAAAAUCAACAGUUAAAGUACGACUUGGAACAGUGUUCCAGCAAACUAAUUUAACUGGCAGUGUUUCCCGUUCAAAAGAAACGCCAAAUAUCCAUUCCAGUGUUUCCCCUAUUAAUUCUCUGAAGCGUGCCGCCGUGAGCCACUGCCUGUCUUACGUUACAUUCCUACCUUUGAUUAUCUUUUGUCCCUCCUAACAAGCAUUUGAUGGCUUGUAACUGGAGAUACAGAUUACACUAAUCAACACACUAGGAAUGACACCUGAGGAACCUGUAGCAUUUUGAGGGGACACUGUCUCUGAUCUGCACCACACUAGUUAAACAUAAGUUUUAUAAUAGAAUGACUUUUAAAUUAGUCUUUAUUUUCAAAGCCCUUGGAAACAGACGUAUCGUUGUUGUGAAAAAUGCAAAUAUUAAAUGCACCAUUCAGUGUCUUUUCCUAUUGCCACAUCUUUUGCUUUUUUGGGCUUUUCAUACUGAAACAAGUGGAGUAGAGCGGCCCCAAAAACGUAAUCACCAGACUGAACCUCAACAAGCUUAGCUGCUCGAUUAUGGUACUGUGUGUCAAACCUCAACUAGGACUCUAUUGAUACGCUGACAAUAUUUUAGACUUGACUGUUGGUACUUUCUCUAAGCAUUUACACACACGCACAUAACAGACAAGUCAUUCCUAUGUGAAUAUGGAGACCAUACCGAGUUAUUUAAAGUUUAUGUCACUCAGCUGGAACAGUCAGAUAAGCUCAGAAAUGUCUCAGUCAACUGAACUGCAGUUGAAUUGUACGAUGAAAACUCUUGAACUAAAAACAGAAAAGUGAUGCUACAAUACAAUAUUAAAAUAACCAGAAUUAUUUGUAGUCCUAAAUUACUAAAUCAAUAUUUUUCCAGAUAAAACCUGAAGUACAUGUUUUAUAAAGGAUGAGGUGACGGCUGUAGUGUGUACUGUAAUACCUUAUUUUGUGGAUCAACUAUACAUCACUGAAGUUCAUACAUACUUGAUGAAUAAUAUGGCAUCGACAGUACUUGGUUUUAAUCUGUGAAUGGACUACAACGGUAAAGAAAUGGAAACAGCAUACUGGUAUAUACUGUACAUAAAGUUAGUGUCGGUAGCACAAAAAGCUCAAACAAAACCAAGUAUUUGGGUCAAUUCCUUUGCAUACAACAGAAUACGAGCAAAGCUAAAGCUGUACGGAGACAGUAUGCUUACAAAGGAAACUACUUGGUAUAAUGAGAACCAGUUAAAACUCUAGGAAUUUGUAGGAAACCACAAUUAUUGAACUGUGAUAAUUUAACUAAUGAUUUAGUUUUUCAUUACUGUGAUUAGAGCAGGUUGUAUAACGUCACCAAGCUAACUGUGAUUCCACCUUUGAUCUGUAUGACCUCCAACACAACCUCUAAUUAUUCAUGUCUUGUCUCUGUAUUUAGUUUUUAAUUAAGUGAUUUUUGCAUCAGUUUUGUGAAUAAAUAAUACAAAUACUA